AUGGAUAAGAACAGUAAUAUAGGAGGGAGGAAAAGCGGAGUCGAAAAGAUCAAAUUCAACCUCUGUGAUGGAAUGGAAAGACUAGUUGUGAAGUACAUGAUUAAAAGAAGAAAAACUAAGCCUAACGAUCCUAAAAUGCUGCCUGUUCAAAUCUUGGGUGCAAUUUUGGUCAAUAAUGAUGAAAAUCAACAGGAAAUUCAUCAAUAUAAUAUUGAAAGAGGGUUUAUGAGGGGCGAAAGUGACCCAUUUUUACUAAGAGACACACAAUUCAUUGAUCUGUUUCGAUUAACUAAAGAUAUGGUUCAUUAUUUAUGUGUAACAAUAGUUCCUCAUAUGUCACAAACAACACAUCCAAGUGCGGUUGAUCCUACAUUAAGGAUUUUUUCCAGUUUAUACUUCUAUGCAACAGGUUCUUAUCAAAGGACGAUAGGACAAACUUUUCAGUUAUCUAUGGCCCAAAAUACUGUUAGUAAAUGUAUUGAUGAAGUAACUGAUCUGAUUGUCGACCAUCUAACUGAAGAAUGGAUUAAAUUUCCUCGAAAUUUUAACGAUAAGCUAAAGAUAAAAAGGCAAUUUAUGGAAAAGUACCAUUUUCCGGGAUGCAUUGGUGCUAUAGAUUGCACCCAUAUUGCUAUUGUAGCUCCAGCUGAGGAGGAGCACAAUUAUCUGAAUAGAAAAGGAUUUCACUCCAAGAAUGUGCAAAUUAUAUGUGAUGCCAAUUUAAAAAUUUUAAAUGUUAAUGCCAGAUGGGGAGGUGCAACUCAUGAUGCAUUUAUAUGGAGACAAUCCACAUAA
This is a messenger RNA of Sitophilus oryzae (rice weevil), 795 nucleotides long. Its product is annotated as putative nuclease HARBI1. The coding region runs from base 1 to 795 and encodes 264 amino acids. The record is from RefSeq and is a predicted model, not a curated record. The transcript is spliced from 3 exons. NCBI's taxonomy places the organism in Eukaryota, Metazoa, Arthropoda, Insecta, Coleoptera, Curculionidae.